Molecule: messenger RNA, 897 nt
Organism: Tupaia belangeri chinensis (Chinese tree shrew)
Lineage: Eukaryota; Metazoa; Chordata; Mammalia; Scandentia; Tupaiidae
Exons: 4
Coding region: 198-887 (229 amino acids)
Source: RefSeq, a predicted model, not a curated record
GAAGCACUGAGAUAGGGCCCUCUUCCCUCACAGCCUGCUGCGCCCUCUCCCACCCCAGGGAGGGAGGAUGGAAUGGAUGGCGUGGGUCCCAUGACCUUUCCCCCAUUCAGCAAGUGGAUGUGCAGAUCCUCCUCAAGGACAGGCCGGAGCAGAGAUGACCACGAGUCUCGAUCAGUAAGGAAGUGCCGGUGCAGACUAUGUGGUCUCGACCAUCAGAAAGGAGUGCCAGGCUGAGGGCAUCUAAGCUAGGAACGCUUCAAGAGGAAAGAUGGGUGAAUGCUAUCUCCAAAUCUGUCCCUGAGAUGACACCAACAGAGGACAACCAUGACAAAGAGAAGGAGGAGGAAGAAACGGGGAACAAGACCCUCCUUGCAGAGCCCAGGCAGGAGUCCGUGUGGGGGCUGGUGGCCUGGCCCAAGCCUUCCCAGGAGCAGGCCCCAUGGUGGGAAGAGGAGUAUUUCUCCCUGCCCCCCCUCACUGGGCCCUGCCUCUGUGAGUGCAGCCUGAGGACCAAGGUGAUGCUGCACCCCCAGCCCACCCCGGCCUCCUGCUUCAUCCCGCCAACCUUCCCAGCCUUGGCAUCCAAGAAGGAGCCCACCUCUGUGGAGGACCAGCCUCAGAGGGAGCCUCGUUCAGCUUGCCACACGAAGGCCCCCAAAGCAGGGCCGAAGCUUCCUCCCAAGGCCAAAUUCCAGUCCUGCCCUAAGGCAGGCAAGGCUUCCCAGGCCCUGCGGCCGCUGGCCCCCAUGGCAAUUUGGCCUCAGGUUCUCAUCAAAAACCCUGCCAAGAGCUCACCUCUCAAAGGUCGGCACGCACCCGCAGCCAAGGAGGCCGCCAGCUCUCUGGGCACAAGCGACAACCCCUUACCGCACCUCUCUUCAAAAUAAAUAUUUUCUU